Tupaia belangeri chinensis (Chinese tree shrew) is the source of this 5493-nucleotide messenger RNA. RefSeq names its product BCL2 associated transcription factor 1 (gene BCLAF1). Gene Ontology annotation, cellular component: mediator complex. Gene Ontology annotation, molecular function: DNA binding; transcription coregulator activity. Bases 248 to 2986 code for a protein of 912 amino acids. The record is from RefSeq and is a predicted model, not a curated record. The transcript has 14 exons. Lineage: Eukaryota; Metazoa; Chordata; Mammalia; Scandentia; Tupaiidae. Gene Ontology annotation, biological process: positive regulation of transcription by RNA polymerase II.
CACGCCCCAAAUCGGAAGUGACGGAGACGAGCUAGCGCGUCGAAGCUACCUCUAUGGUUUUCCUCUCGUUCUUGAGUCGGGAAAUGGCCGCUGUGUAGUUACAACGGAGAUAAAUCCCGGGAACCGUGCUUCGGCCUGUCAGGAAUUUGAAUUUAGAGUUCAGUUUCUCAGAACAGUCUCUCCAGGAAGAAUUUUACAGUAUCAUACAGACUUCACUUCUUGAUCAAGAAGUCCUGAGGGAAAAGAAAUGGGUCGCUCCAAUUCUAGAUCACAUUCUUCAAGAUCAAAGUCUAGAUCACAGUCUACUUCUCGAUCAAGAUCACGAUCACACUCUAGAAAGAAGAGAUACAGUUCUAGGUCUCGUUCCAGGACAUACUCAAGAUCUCGUAGUAGAGACUGUAUUUAUUCUAGAGAUUAUCGUUGCGAUUACAGAAAUAAUAGAGGAAUGAGACGACCUUAUGGGUACAGAGGAAGGGGUACAGGACAUUACCAAGGAGGAGGAGGUAGAUACCAUCGAGGUGGUUAUAGACCUGUUUGGAAUAGAAGGCAUUCUCGGAGUCCUAGACGAGGUCGUUCACGUUCCAGGAGUCCAAAAAGAAGAUCUGUUUCUUCUCAAAGAUCCCGAAGCAGAUCUCGCCGGUCUUAUAGAUCCUCUAGGUCUCCAAGAUCAUCAUCUUCACGUUCUUCAUCCCCAUAUAGCAAAUCCCCUGUCUCUAAAAGACGAGGGUCUCAGGAAAAACAAACCAAAAAAGCUGAAGGGGAGCCCCAAGAGGAGAGUCCUUUGAAAAAUAAAUCACAAGAAGAACCAAAAGAUACAUUUGAACAUGACCCAUCUGAAUCAAUUGAUGAGUUUAAUAAAUCAUCGGCCAUGUCUGGUGAUAUUUGGCCUGGCCUUUCAGCUUAUGAUAAUAGUUCCAGAUCACCCCAUAGUCCUUCACCUAUUGCUACACCACCUAGUCAGAGUUCAUCUUGUUCUGAUGCCCCCAUGCUCAGUACAGUCCACUCUGCAAAAAACACCCCCUCUCAGCAUUCACAUUCCAUUCAGCAUAGUCCUGAAAGGUCUGGGUCUGGGUCUGUUGGAAAUGGAUCUAGUAGGUAUAGUCCUUCUCAGAAUAGUCCAAUUCAUCAUAUCCCUUCACGAAGAAGUCCUGCAAAGACAAUCACACCACAGAAUGCUCCAAGAGAGGAGUCUAGGGGCUCUUCAUUUUAUCCUGAUGGCGGGGAUCAGGAAACUGCAAAGACUGGAAAGUUCUUAAAGAGGUUCACAGAUGAAGAGUCUAGAGUAUUCCUGCUUGAGAGGGGAAAUACCAGGGAUAAAGAGACUCCAAAGGAAAAAGGAUCAGAGAAAGGCAGGGCAGAAGGAGAAUGGGAAGAUCAGGAACCUCUAGAUUACUUCAGUGAUAAAGAGUCCGGAAAACAAAAGUUUAAUGAUUCAGAAGGGGAUGACACAGAGGAAACAGAGGAUUAUAGGCAGUUCAGAAAGUCAGUCCUUGCAGAUCAGGGUAAAAAUUUUGCUACUGCAUCUCAUCGGAAUACUGAGGAGGAAGGACACAAGUACAAGUCUAAAGUUUCACUGAAAGGCAGUAGGGAAAGUGAUGGAUUUAGAGAAGAAAAAAAUUAUAAACUUAAAGAGACUGGAUAUGUAGUGGAAAGGCCUAGCACUACAAAAGAUAAGCACAAAGAAGACGACAAAAGUUCUGAAAGAAUAACAGUAAAGAAAGAAACUCAAUCACCUGAGCAGGUAAAGUCUGAAAAGCUCAAAGACCUCUUUGAUUACAGUCCCCCUUUACACAAGAAUCUGGAUGCACGGGAAAAAUCUACCUUCAGAGAGGAGAGCCCACUUAGGAUCAAAAUGAUAGCUAGUGAUUCUCAUCGUCCUGAAGUCAAACUCAAAAUGGCACCUGUUCCUCUUGAUGAUUCUAACAGACCUGCUUCCUUGACUAAAGACAGGCUACUUGCUAGUACACUUGUCCAUUCUGUCAAGAAGGAGCAAGAAUUCCGAUCCAUCUUUGACCACAUUAAGUUGCCACAGGCCAGCAAAAGCACUUCAGAGUCAUUUAUUCAACACAUUGUUUCCUUGGUUCAUCAUGUUAAAGAGCAAUACUUCAAAUCAGCUGCGAUGACCUUAAAGAAAGCCACAGAAGAACAUAGUACCCGGCAAAAGAGUCCUGAGAUACACAGGAGAAUCGACAUCUCUCCAAGCGCCCUGAGGAAGCAUACCCGUUUAGCAGGAGAAGAGAGAGUUUUUAAAGAAGAAAACCAAAAGGGAGAUAAAAAAUUAAGGUGUGAUUCUGCUGAUCUUCGGCAUGACAUUGAUCGCCGUAGAAAAGAAAGAAGUAAAGAACGGGGGGAUUCCAAGGGCUCCAGGGAAUCCAGUGGAUCAAGAAAGCAGGAAAAAACUCCAAAAGAUUACAAGGAAUACAAAUCUUACAAAGAUGACAGUAAACACAAAAGAGAGCAAGAUCAUUCUCGAUCUUCAUCCUCUUCUGCCUCACCUUCUUCUCCCAGUUCUAGAGAAGAAAAGGAGAGUAAGAAGGAAAGAGAAGAAGAAUUUAAAACUCACCACGAACUGAAAGAAUACUCGAGUUUUGCAGGAGUUAGCCGACCACGAGGAACCUUCUUUCGAAUUAGAGGCAGAGGAAGAGCCAGAGGAGUUUUUGCUGGGACAAAUACUGGUCCAAACAACUCAAAUACCACUUUUCAAAAGAGACCGAAGGAAGAGGAAUGGGAUCCAGAAUAUACCCCAAAGAGCAAGAAGUACUUCUUGCAUGAUGACAGAGAUGAUGGUGUGGAUUAUUGGGCCAAAAGAGGAAGAGGUCGAGGUACUUUUCAACGAGGCAGAGGGCGCUUUAACUUCAAAAAAUCAGGUAGCAGUCCAAAGUGGACUCAUGACAAAUACCAAGGGGAUGGGAUUGUUGAAGAUGAAGAGGAGACCAUGGAUAAUAAUGAAGAAAAGAAAGACAGACGCAAAGAAGAAAAGGAAUAGAAAAUUUGAAGUAAGAUUGAAAAAGAGAGCAGAACUUGGCACCCACCAUUUUUUACCUGAUUUUUUUUUGUUUGUUUUCAAAUAAGAAUGUAAGCAUUUUACUUAAAUUUUACUGUUUGCUAGUAGUCUAGAAAUUUUGUUUUAAGUCUUCAAAUAUCUUGAAAAAUAGUAGAUUGUAUGUUGAAAAUUGUACUGAAAUAAAAGUAGAGAAUUGUUACGUAUCAUAUUUGUAACUAUCACUUUUAAAAAGAACUUUUACUGUUUUUGUUACAUGCAUUGUAAUUUUGCUUUGUCUAUAAGAUAUGGUCAAGUACAGCUCUGUGAAAGUUCUGAUUCUCUUCCCUCCCUGUUUGUUAAUGUUUUAUUCUGAAGUAAACGUUAGCUCUACAUACAAAUCUACAUACAAAUACAAAUUGUUUAUAGAUGCCACACUAAUUAUUUUAACUAUACAGCUGAUUAACAUCCUCUUUAUUUUGAACACACUACUUCAUAGGGUGACUAAUUUUUGAAGUAUACCACAAAAUUAACUUUGGUAAAUUAGUUUAACACUUAAGGAAAUGUUUAAAGAGGCAGAACAGCCAAUGCUAAAAAAUUCAAGUGAUUACAAGAUUGAAAAACUUGAAAAAAUGUUAUUUUUACUGAAGGUGAGCAGUGUCCUAAGAAAACUGUUUUAAGGAGUCUUUUCUAUUUGGGUUCAAAAUUCAGUGUUCUCUUUCUGUUCUUAUUUGAUAGUUUGAGUCAUGGUCUAGAUAUCAGCUAUUAGAGAAGUGAAACUGGUUUGUAAUAAAAUGCCAAUGAAAACCCCAUCCCCACUGAACAUCUUAGUAUUGAGAAAACAAAAGAACAAACUUGUGAUCUGAUGUGGGUAUGGUGGAGGAUUUUCCUGCAGGAUAAUUUGUAUAUUAAUACCUGUUUUUAUAUCAUAUUUAUUUAAGGCUUUUGACAGCUGAAAUAUUAGUUUGUAGUGUAACCAUAAACAAAAAGACACAAACACAGCAUAUUGUAAUUUACUUUUUAAUGUCAACAAUAAAAAGUUUUGGCAGGAACCUGGUUUGCAGCAUUGCUCUAAUUUGGUUUUUAUAUUUUCCCCUAGUAAAAUUUUUUUCUUUUUCUUUCCAAGGGUUCUUUCUGUUCUUCAGAUAGAUGAUCUCUCAAGUGUGAAUUAACCUUUUAUGUUUUUGAUGAUGGCUUUUAUAUUAAUGAAAAUCUGAAAUAGAACAUUUCAGAGAUAAGUUUAUGAGCUUGUAUAGAACUAGCCACAAUUCCUUUGUUAAUUCAGCAACCAAAUUACUACAGUUCUAUAUGUUUGCAUUUAGAGGAGAUACUACUUAAUGUAAUGUAAAUCAUUAAAGAUCUUAUGUGUUUGGCUCUUUCAUCCUCACUUUUGAUGAUUGAUAAUGCAGCUAGCACCUUGAUUACAGCCAGGAUCGCCAGGAUCAUUUGCUAAGAACUAUUGGAAACAAAACAAAAGUAUAUCUAUACUCACUUUGUGAUGCUUUGGCCCUAGGAUAUCCUUAGUAUUGCGUGGUUUACCCUGUUACUUUUGUGUGUCUGAAAUUGUCAGAGGAAGUACAAAGCCAGUAUUCAUUGCAUUAAUCAGGACAUAAUACUUAUAUUCUGAAUAAUACUUAUUACAUGUUAAAACAACAUGAGUUAUUUGAUCUGUAACACAUAAUUUUAUUAUCAUAUUUUAUACAAAUACAGCUUUUAUUUUAACAAUUGUCAUUUGUUUAAAUACUAAAUAUCUGCUUGAUUGUAAAUGUGCAGUUUUAUUUCUCAACUGAAGACAGUAUGAAUGGAUUUGUUGAGAGAUUAGUGAGGGAAUAAAGCUACAUAAUUCCUACCAGGUUAUAUUUUCAGUGCAAAUACAUUACUUUAAUCUGUAGUUACUUUUAUUUUCUUAAAAUUAAGGAAGGAGCAUCAUAUGAGAAUAGUAGGAUGGGGUAAUUGUGAAAUCUCUAUAGAAGAAUGUCAUUGUGGAUGUUCUCUUUUUCAGAACAAGCGUGUAAAAAAGUACCCUAUGUGUAUUUUUUUAGACCACAAUUUAAUUCCAUACUUUAUGACAUACUAUAAAAAGCUGAAUAAUUCCUCUCAGUAAGGAUAUUUGUUUGUAAGUUCCAGGAAAUAACUCUCUUGAUACCUGCAUUAGUAGAUGUCCUUUGAUUCAGAGAAGUGAAAUAAAAAUGAACCGAAGGAUGUUUCCAGAAAGGAUUAAGAAUGCUGUUUAAAAAGGCCAUGACUCAGCUCUUAGGUAUUGUAGGUGUUGUGUAUACCUUUCAAUGUCCUAGGAAUUUUAAAAGCAAGAUAUGUUUUUCUAAUUGCAGUCUACUUUAAUUAUUAUUGUUCUCUUUGUCACAGUUAAAAUCAGUGGGAGUUAUAAUUUGAGAAAAAAAUACUACCCAAUAAGAAUGAAUGUAGAUGGCUAAACGAUUCUUACUCAGUGUGCUGUAUAAUGAAACAGGGACCUUGUAAAUUGUCAUAUGCCAAUAAAAUGUCAUAAGUGGUAA